UAUUGAAACCUGGAAGUACUUGUUUUGCACAUCCGGGGUAUGGUCGGUGUUUACGUUACGUGAGUCCUCAGCAGCAUGCUAACCGGACAGUUUGUGGACCGGUAACGACUCUGAGACGUUGCCGUUAACAUCAGUUAGACACCCAGCCGGUUACCGGAGAAGCUUAUCCUCUUCACAGUUUGGAUUUAAGGAGAAAAACAGAGAAGAUGUCUCCGCCUGCCGAUGCUAAUGCUAAUGCUAAUGCUAAUGCUAACGUGGAUCAGAAGGUUCUGCAGUAUGAAACUUUCAUCAACGAAGUUCUGAGGAGAGAUUUACAGAGGGUGUUGGAGCAGAGAGACUCUGUGUAUGAGAAGAUCUCUCAGUAUCUGCAGCUGAAGAACACCAUACAGAGUCUGCAGGAGUCUGGCUCUCAGCAGCUGAAGACAGACGUGGAUCUCGGCUGUAACUUCUUCGUCCAGGCUGAAGUGGAGGACUCGUCCAGGAUCUAUGUGGCGGUCGGUUACGGUUUCUUCGUGGAGAUGACCCACGACGAAGCUCUGCGAUUCAUCGACAAGAAGACGAGUCAGCUCACAGCCUUCACAGAGCAGCUCACCAAAGACUCUGCAAAGAUUAAAGCCAACAUCCGCAUGGUGCUCGAGGGUCUGAGGGAGCUGCAGGGACUGACCGAUCUGCCAGAGAGCAGAAGAGAGGUCUUUUAGACGUGUCCACGUGUUGGACGAGCUGAGGACGUUCAGACCUGUUGACUUCACGUUCAACAGACUGAAGCUUUGUUCAGAUGGGACGAACAGACCUUGACUUUUAUACAAACUCAUCACUCAGGAUACUGUAACUAUGGUGACGGGAUAGGAUAUUAUGGUCUGUAACAGAGAAGGACAUUCAGCAGGACAGAUGUCUCCACAGGAGGGCGCCAGAGAGGCGAGCAGGAGGUGAAUUAGAGUCUCUCCUUCAUCACUCAGUGACCAUGAACACACAGACGUGAAACACAUGUUGAUCUCGUUCAGUGUGACGUCUCAACGUCUCUGAUGUUCGUCCAGACGAAAUAAACCCGCUCAGAAAUCAGAGACAAAAGAAUCAUCAUGUUUUAAGUUUUCCUCAGUCGUCCAUGUCGCUGCAGCGGCUGUGGGUCCGAUUCCGACCUGCGACCCUUUGCUGCCAUCAUCCCCUCUGUCUUCCCCGUCAUGCUGCCACCGUCCUGUCAGAUAGAGGUCAAGAAGACCAAAGAAAUAAUCUAAAACAAUAAUUAUAAUGUCACAGGAAGUGACUGAAGUUUCAAUGUGCUGCAGAGUGAAGAUUUUGUACAUUUAAAUUAUUUUCAUCAGACCUUAAAAACUCUUCAAUCACACCUCACUGCCAAGAAUAUGUGGACAGCUCAGUGUUUCCUGGUUUGGAAUCUGACCACUGCAGAGGACUCCUCAGAUAUUAUCAAACUGUAGACGUGACACUUUGAGGUGAAGAGACCUGCACAGUUAGUUGUCUCGUGUGUUCAGAGUUUUAAAUGUGGUGGUUCAGUUUGAAUAAACAGCUGCUGAGUGUUCUGCGUUC
Messenger RNA from Epinephelus moara (kelp grouper), 1542 nucleotides. It is a transcript of the gene uxt, whose product is annotated as ubiquitously-expressed, prefoldin-like chaperone. Gene Ontology annotation, biological process: negative regulation of transcription by RNA polymerase II. NCBI's taxonomy places the organism in Eukaryota, Metazoa, Chordata, Actinopteri, Perciformes, Serranidae. Gene Ontology annotation, molecular function: transcription corepressor activity. The transcript has 6 exons. The record is from RefSeq and is a predicted model, not a curated record. Bases 207 to 698 code for a protein of 163 amino acids.